Acanthamoeba castellanii str. Neff is the source of this 267-nucleotide messenger RNA. RefSeq lists its product as uncharacterized. The transcript has a single exon. The coding region runs from base 1 to 267 and encodes 88 amino acids. The record is from RefSeq and is a predicted model, not a curated record. NCBI's taxonomy places the organism in Eukaryota, Discosea, Longamoebia, Acanthamoebidae.
AUGCGCCUCUGGGCUCGGCACUUCUUCGGCGACCUGCGCCGCCGCGAUCGCGUGGCCGUGUUGGGCGCCAUGCCGGGCCUCGGCGACGCCAGGAACAACGAGUUCAAGCUGCUCUUCGUCCAGGCCAACCACCGCCUCGCGCGGAUCAAGGCCACCCCGCCCGUGCCGGCGCCCAAGGGCCUCACGCUCAACCGAGUCGAAGAAUUUGCCCACCUCGCCGACAUGGUGCAUCACACCUACCACGCUGCAGAGCGACGUAUCGUCUGA